AUUGCAAUAAAACAAUGUUUCGUCAGCUGACAGAAGAGCGUUUGAGGACUUAAAACACAUAUUUCGAUGUAAAGAGAGCGAACACAGUUAUUAGAUUCGAGAUGAAUUUUGAGGGAUCAAAAAGCUUUCUUGUUUCGGACCUGUUUGAUAAUUAUGCAGACUUGGUGGCUGAUCCGUCGUGUGUUUGCAGCGGAGGAUUUGCCACCGUUGACAAAAUCGACACAGUCCCGAUUGUGCAAGCAUCAGCUCCUGCGAUUGGUGGAUUAAGUCAUGAAGAUACAGCUAUAUUGGCAGGAAUUCUAACCGGGCUAGCAACCUUCUUGUUUCUUGCCUUGCCCAUUCUUUGCUGCCUGUGUCCACUUCCAUGUUGCCCGUGUUGUGGUGGAGGAGCAGCUGGUAGUAAGAGCAAGAGAACAGCGGGUGCUAUAGGGGCAGCCAAAGUAAAAGAAAUGGAGACUAUCAGCCGCAGAAGCACGGACGUGGACUCUGUACACAGUUACCGAACCUUCAAUAAAGAAUGGGACAAGCUGGACAAAUACGACUAUGACAAUUUGUACGAAGUGGACAUGAAACUUCCAAGAGCCUGGGUGGAAUCUCUGAGAGGAGUGCCUAAUGACCAAAUUGACCACAAACUACGCGAACUAGAGACCGGUUGGGAGGGACAGGACAUCAGGAACUACGAACUGGAGGCCCUUCGGCACGAGAACCUGAUGAACUUUGAUGCUGGAUAUCAAUCUGGUUCCGGUUCAGUUGGGUACAGCAACGCCGCCUAUCGGGGAGAUGGAUUCGGUGAGGUCAUGGGAUCAAUGGGUGGGGGAAUCGAAAUCGAACGUACUCGGCAAAUCAACAUCACUACAGCUGCGUCACAACUUCCGGAGCAGGAGUACAUAAUGGAGAGGGAAUUUCGUCAGGAGCUGAACGGUUUGGACAAUGAUAACUUUGAGAAGAUAUACACCACCUAUCGGAGGUUGCUAAACGACACAAAACAAACCUCUUUCUGAAGAGUUUCAAUAUUCCAAGAUUGAAUGUAAAUUGAUCCAUUAUUUCAAUAUUAUAAAUUGUGCUUAAGAAGUGCUUUAUUGCAAUGCAACCUA
Messenger RNA from Ostrea edulis (European flat oyster), 1094 nucleotides. RefSeq lists its product as uncharacterized. The transcript is spliced from 7 exons. NCBI's taxonomy places the organism in Eukaryota, Metazoa, Mollusca, Bivalvia, Ostreida, Ostreidae. Bases 102 to 1001 code for a protein of 299 amino acids. The record is from RefSeq and is a predicted model, not a curated record.